This is a messenger RNA of Saccoglossus kowalevskii, 1337 nucleotides long. RefSeq lists its product as uncharacterized. NCBI's taxonomy places the organism in Eukaryota, Metazoa, Hemichordata, Enteropneusta, Harrimaniidae. The record is from RefSeq and is a predicted model, not a curated record.
GUCCUGCAGGUUAAAGCUAACACAUUGUCGUGCGUACACCGUUGCCUAUAAUUCCGUAAACAAUGCGACUUUGCAGUAUAUGCAAACUUUUAAGUGCGUUUCUCCUCAGCCAUUGCAUCAGCGGCAUUUCUGCCAACUGGCAGUACGAGUGCGCCAGUAAUACAGAUUGUACGACAGAGAUUCCAGGUCGAAGUCUUCCAUGUAGUAUUUACACUCAGCGUGCUGGUGAUACUGGACUAUGUUCGAAUUUACCGGUAUUCUCGAGAGAGUACGAAACUCCGCCCCCUGAUCUGAAACUUGAAGAUGUUACAAUUUCAAUGACAAUUGAUACGUACACCGGCUACGGAGAUUUUCCCGGUCUCAACGUUUCAGUUGCUCUACCACUGGCAUUACCGGGGGACGAAUAUAUGGAAGGUGUGCAAAUCAUUCUUCGUGGCAUGACAGACAACGAAAUAUUAUAUUACACCUACUACAACCGAGAAAUAUGCCGAGUAUUGAAUUUUCAAGAAGCAGAUAUGGAGCGUCAUGACGGGGAUCCGGAGAGAGUACACAUCUACUAUGAUUGCUUGAAACCAUUAUCUCCCGGUAGCCGUUAUGAAAUCCAAGUUAAUCUUGUGCCGUAUUCCAUACACGGACGUCCGGUUUCUUUUGUGAAAACUGAAUUCACCUUACCAUCUUGUGAGGAGUACCCACGAUUCCACGAGUGUUAUGCUAACUCUAUUAAACACAGCGCUGCUAUGUGGGGACCGUAUGUGUUCGAUGUCUAUGCAACAGGGAGAUAUAAAAAUGACAUAGGAGUAGUUAUUGACCUGCCACCCACUGAAUAUGAAUUGGACGCAUUUCGUCUUCUUUUAUAUCGAAAGUAUCAUGACAAGUGGAUAUUUAUCGAAUAUAACAAUAUUAUCCAGAAACAUGAGAUUUUAUAUAUUCAAGAGGAAGUACCGUCUGCAACUGGAGAAUUAUUGACGCUCUUCAACAAGACUGUAUUCAGAGACUUACUAGCUGGAGAAUAUAUUUUAAAGCUGAGACCAGUGCCGAGCAAUGUAGAGGCCUGUGGAUUCGCGAACACCAAUGAUUGCAAAGUGACUGUAUCCUCGCCAAUCAACGUCACGGAUGUGACUAAGAACAGCGUGGAGUCUGGUGUGACUGUGGUACAAGAGGCCGAGAACAGCCCUAAACAGCAUGUUACAGAUCUGCCGAUCAAAACGAGGAAAAGAAACAAAAACAGAUCGGAAAGAAAGGGAAAAAAUCGUAACGGUCGUAAAAAUCGUAAAGGUCGCGGUAAAGACCGCGAUGGUCGUAAAGGUCGUAGAGGUCAACGUAAAAAAAAUGCCUAG